AUGGAAGAGAGACCAAUCGAGGAAUUGCUCAAUUUGGACGAGAUUGAAGCCCUCGCCGCCAGUAAAGUGAGCAAGAAGGCAUGGGCAUAUUAUUACUCAGCUUCCGACGACAAGAUCAGCAAGCAUACCAACACAGAGGUCUUCCGCUCCAUCCAAUUAAGACCAAAGGUCUUCGUUGACUGCACGGAAUGCAAUUUAGAUACCAAAUUGUUGGAUAAUCCCGUGUCUAUCCCCAUCUAUGUUUGCCCGGCAGCUAUGGCCCGACUGGGGCACCCCGCUGGCGAAGCUGGAAUUGCCGAGGCAUGUCGUAGCUUCGGUGCUUUACAGAUCAUCUCGAACAUGGCGUCGAUGACACCGGAGCAGAUUGUUGCGGGCGCUGCUCCAAACCAGUCAUUUGGCUGGCAGCUGUAUGUGCAUGGUGAUCGAACCAAGAGCGAACGGAUGCUGGCUCGAAUCAAUAAACUGAGUGCAAUCAAAUUUAUUGCCUUGACGGUUGAUUCUGCUGUGACUGGGAAAAGAGAGGACGAUGAACGCGGCGGAAAUGUCCUAACUGUCAUAAACCAACCGGGUUCAGAGGAGACUGCCUAUCUGAAGGACGAGGGCAAGAACCCAUCCACCAAUACAAAUGCAGAUCCGGUAUUCAAGGGGAUGGACCCUUCUAUUACAUGGAUGGAGACUUUGACUUGGCUGGCAAAACACACCGAUCUUCCAGUUGUUCUCAAGGGUAUUCAAACCCACGAAGACGCGUACAUUGCUUCGCAAUAUACACCCCAAGUCAAAGGAAUCAUUCUUUCAAACCACGGUGGUCGGUCCCUAGACACAGCUCCUCCUGCUGUUCAUACCCUGCUUGAAAUCCGCAAAUAUUGCCCCGAGGUCUUCGACAAGAUCGAGGUCUGGAUCGAUGGUGGUAUCAAGCGUGGAACGGAUGUGGUCAAAGCUCUUUGCUUGGGCGCAAGAGGCGUCGGAAUAGGAAGAGCUGCGCUCUGGGGCUUGGGAGCUGGCGGCGUGGACGGAGUGAAACGAACAUUGCAAAUUUUAACUGACGAAACGAAGACAUGCAUGCGACUUCUGGGGGCGAAGAGUAUUGACGAGCUCGGGAAACAACAUAUAAACACUCGGCUGGUGGAGAAAGAGAUCUAUGAUGGACCGUCUGGCCUCGAAGCCUGUCGGGCAAAGCACCUGUCGAGACUCUAA
Messenger RNA from Penicillium paradoxum, 1194 nucleotides. Its product is annotated as Aldolase-type TIM barrel. Gene Ontology annotation, molecular function: FMN binding; oxidoreductase activity. The coding region runs from base 1 to 1194 and encodes 397 amino acids. Lineage: Eukaryota; Fungi; Ascomycota; Eurotiomycetes; Eurotiales; Aspergillaceae. The transcript has 3 exons. The record is from RefSeq and is a predicted model, not a curated record.